UAGCACCAACCUUGACUUCCAAAUGGAACAGUACAUCUACAAAAGGAAAAGUGAUGGCAUCUACAUCAUAAAUCUGAAGAGAACCUGGGAGAAGCUUCUGUUGGCAGCUCGUGCCAUUGUUGCCAUUGAAAACCCAGCUGAUGUCAGUGUCAUAUCCUCCAGGAAUACUGGCCAGAGAGCUGUGCUGAAGUUUGCUGCUGCCACUGGAGCCACUCCUAUUGCUGGCCGCUUCACUCCUGGAACCUUCACUAACCAGAUCCAGGCAGCCUUCCAGGAGCCAAGGCUUCUGGUGGUUGCUGAUCCCAGGGCCGACCACCAGCUUCUCACAGAGGCCUCUUAUUUUAACCUGCCUACCAUUGCUCUGUGUAACACAGACUCUCCUCUGCGUUAUGUGAACAUUGCCACCCUGUGCAACAAGGAAGCUCACUCAGUAGGUCUGAUGUGGUGGAUGCUUGCCCAGGAAGUUCUGCACAUGCGUGGCACGAUCUCCCAUGAACACCCAUGGGAGGUCAUGCCUGAUCUCUGCUUCUACAGAGAUCCUAAAGAGAUUGAAAAGGAAGAACAGGCAGCAGCUUAG
This is a messenger RNA of Hippopotamus amphibius kiboko, 577 nucleotides long. RefSeq names its product 40S ribosomal protein SA-like. The transcript has a single exon. NCBI's taxonomy places the organism in Eukaryota, Metazoa, Chordata, Mammalia, Artiodactyla, Hippopotamidae. The coding region runs from base 23 to 577 and encodes 184 amino acids. Gene Ontology annotation, biological process: cytoplasmic translation; ribosomal small subunit assembly. Gene Ontology annotation, molecular function: structural constituent of ribosome. The record is from RefSeq and is a predicted model, not a curated record. Gene Ontology annotation, cellular component: ribosome; 90S preribosome; cytosolic small ribosomal subunit.